This is a messenger RNA of Myxocyprinus asiaticus (Chinese sucker), 1925 nucleotides long. RefSeq names its product uracil nucleotide/cysteinyl leukotriene receptor-like. The coding region runs from base 447 to 1397 and encodes 316 amino acids. The transcript is spliced from 2 exons. Gene Ontology annotation, molecular function: G protein-coupled receptor activity. The record is from RefSeq and is a predicted model, not a curated record. Lineage: Eukaryota; Metazoa; Chordata; Actinopteri; Cypriniformes; Catostomidae. Gene Ontology annotation, cellular component: membrane. Gene Ontology annotation, biological process: phospholipase C-activating G protein-coupled receptor signaling pathway; positive regulation of Rho protein signal transduction.
AGUUUUGUACACAAACUUACUGUAAGUGGUACCUAUGCAUACCUAAACUGUACUGUACAGUAAAUUUGAACUAGAAUAUGUCAAGUUUUGUUAAGUUGUUAUACCUACAUUGGCCAAAUUAAGCAGAAAUAGGUAAUCAUUACAUACGUCAGAUAGAGACCAGUAGAGGGUGAUGUUAAUGUUGUGGAUGGGCUGAUUCUGUGUUAAAGAUAUUCACAUAUCUGUGCAUGUUAUGCCUGUCUGAUAACUCCUCCUAUCUUGCUGAUAAAGUGUAUGACUAAAGGAGGAAUCAAAUAAAAAACUGCACAGAGUGAAAUUGUCAGUCGAGUCUGAGAAAUCUGAGUUGGUCUGUUGCCAAAGUAGGUAUUUAUCUAAGUCAUUGUGUUGGCUUCUGAAGAAAGUUUCUCAACCUGAUUCAACUCCGUCUCAAAGUGUAGACCUGAACUAUGAUAAAUCACACUGUGGAAGGGAUUUACCAAAGCUCUCAUGUGGAAAACGCCCUCCUUGCGACAUUCUACAUUGUCAUCUUCGUCCUCUCAGUUCCAAGCAAUGCCCUUGCACUUUGGGUGUUCUGUUGCCAUGACAACCACAACACUCCUUCCAAAGUGUUUCUGAAGCACCUGGCCAUAGCUGACAUGUCUUACGUCUUGGUGCUCCCCAUGCGAGUGAUCUACCAUAUGUCAGACAGUCACUGGCCUCUUGGGGAGGGGGCCUGCUGCGUGGUUGGCUUCCUGUUCUUUGUCAAUCUCUACUGUAGCAUGUAUUUUAUGACCUGCAUCAGUCUGGACCGUCUGCUGGCUUGUGUCCUGCCACACAAGACUCGGAAUCUUAGAAGAAGCUGGAAUGCCAAAGUGGUCUGUGCAGUUCUGUGGAUUAUGGUGAUCAUCUCCAUGGUGCCUGUCCUUUUCUCCAGGAAACAAGUAACUAGACAAUUAACGAAUUGGAAUGUGACAGUGUGUGAACAACUGUACAUUGAAAAAUCAUCCAAUCGUACUAGUGCAGUUGUGUCCACUGCUGUUGCUUUUGUGAUACCUCUGGUUACCUUAUCAGUUUCUUAUAUUCUCAUAUUUUGCAAAGUCAGAAGAAUGACUUUUCAAGAAAGGAUGCCUGCCCAGCAUAAGGCUUUGAGAAUGAUCAUACUAACUGUGGUUAACUUCUUGAUUGCCUUUGUGCCUUACCACAUCCACCGGUUUGUCUUUAUAAUUCAGCUGUAUGGCAUGUCAAUAUCAGAAUCAGAAAGGCAUCUGUUGUAUUUGGGAAAUCGCAUUACCUCAGCUUUCACAUGUGUAAGUGGUGUGUUGGACCCUGUCAUGUACUUUUUUCUGGCUCGAAAUUACCAGAAGACACUUCUACAUCUCUGUGGUAGAAACCCCAAAGAGGAGCAAUCCAAUACAUGAACACAACCCACAUCUUACUCUUACCGGUUAGUCCCAGACAUACCUAGAGAGUAUCUGCAAGCCAUGUUCUCAAGGAUGACACAAAAGUCAAAGUGGAAAAAGUAUGGCUGAAAAACAAUAGCUAAGGUUCAACUCCAAAUUCAUUCAGGUGCUUAUUGAGUUCUAUUUAUUAGUUUCUACUCAUCAGAAAAAUAUAUUCUUUGGUAUUUAAUUUUAAACACUCCCCAAAACUCAUUUUAGAAGAAUUUUUUGGAAUAUUUAUUACUUUUUGAGAGAAAAUGUUUGGCUUCACUGGGUUGGAAAAGAUUAGGACUAACUUUCAAUUUGGGGUCAAUAAGGUUUCAAUUUGAUUUCUUCCACAGCAACUCUGUCAUAUGACUAGACAUUUGACAUUGACAAUGUAUUACAUUUUUACAUGUGAUUGGAGGAAUAUCCCAUUUAUCUAACUUUUCCUUGUUUGUUUUAACAAUUUAAAUGAUCAUUAUUUCUUCAAUGUAUUCUUAUACAUAGUUCUCUUGUUGUGCAGUU